AGCUGGGUCGUAUUUCCUUGUGCUUGUGUGUGAUACUGUACUUUGACCAACCCUCCCAGCUUCACUGUUAUUCUGUGCUCAGAUAUUCCAGCAUCACUUUUGAAGACAGAAUUUGAACUCUCAAUUGGAUUCUAUUGAGGGUUGGACUCAUCACUGAGACAUACUGAAUAGAAAACAAGGAUAUGCUUCUACGUAAAAAACCCAGAUAAACCUGGAAAGCAUAAUGGGACCCCUUACAAGUAUUGAUGUCUUUGCUUGUGUCUUUACUUUCACGCUAUGGAAUAAUAUCCAUCCAACUGUGGGAAACGAAUUUAUUGCUAAUUAUUCAAGCAGUUUGCUAACUGAUGUUCCAGAAAACAUUCCAGUCUAUACUCAUGUAUUAGAUUUGUCACAUAACAGGAUUUCUGGACUUGGUCUCUCAGAUUUUGUUUCUCUUUCUGAUCUUCAGGUAUUAAAUCUUUCUUAUAAUCUAGUUACAGAGCUUAACUUUAGUGUCUUCAUUUUUAAUGAAGAUUUAGGAUACUUAGAUUUAUCUCAUAAUAACAUUUUGAAAGUUUACUGUCAAACUCUUGUGUAUCUUAAACAUUUAGAUCUUUCUUUCAAUAAGUUUACUGCUGUGCCUAUCUGUCAGGAAUUCGGGAACAUAGUUUGUUUGGAGUACCUAGGAUUAAGUGCCACGAUGAUACAAAGGUCAGACUUCCAGUAUAUAACGCAUUUGCAGCUGCACACUGUCUUUCUAACAUUAGAAGACUUUUCCCUGUAUGAGCCUCAGAGUCUGACAGCCUUGAACACAAGAAGCCUCCACAUUGUGUUUGCAGCAAACCGAAACUUCAGUUUUCACCUAUUGUAUGAUGGAAUGAGCACUUCAGAAAACUUAAAAAUAGUUAAUUUAAGAUAUACCUUGAGCUAUAAAGAUUUCCCCUCUCCUUCUUUAACGCUUCUGAAGGAAAUCAAGACAACAGCUCUCAUGCUUGACACUGUGGAUUUACAGUGGCCUAUAAUUUUGCAGAUUUUCCUGCUUAUUUGGUACUCACCUGUGGAGCAUUUGACUGUGAGAAAUUUGACUUUUCAGGGACCACUGGGGGAGCUGAUUGAUUAUGACUUUCUACCCUUAUUAAGAUCUACGGAACAAUUAAUCUCGUUGGGUGGCUCCAUGAAAGUACUAACGUUGGAACAUGUUCGUAAUAAGGUUUAUUAUUUCAACCAGGAGAUACUAUACAGACAGUUUUCAGAAAUGAAUAUUGCCAGUUUGACAAUAUACGAUGCAUAUAUGCCACACAUGCUUUGCCCCAACAGAACAAGCUCAUUUCAGUAUUUAAAUUUUUCUCACAAUGCCCUGACAGAUGAGCUAUUCCAGAAUUGUGGCACUCUGACAGAUUUAAAAUUACUUAUUUUGCAGAGGAAUAAAUUUGAGAGCCUUCUCAAGGUCAGCUUCAUGACCAGCCGUAUGAAAUCACUGAAAUACCUGGACAUGAGCAGCAACUUGCUGCGUCACAAGGGAGCUGGCACGCAAUGCCAAUGGGCUGAGUCUCUGACAGAGUUGGACCUGUCCUCAAAUCAGUUGACGGAUGCUGUGUUCGAGUGCUUGCCAGUCAACAUCCAAAAUCUCAACCUCCAAAGCAAUCAGAUCAGCAGUGUCCCCAGGGGAAUGGCCAAGCUGAAAGCCUUGACAGAGCUGAACUUGGCAUUGAACCAUCUGGCUGACCUGCCGGGGUGCGGCAGCUUUACGUCCCUGGAGUUCCUGAACGUAGAGAUGAAUUCGAUCCUCACCCCAUCUGCCGACUUCUUCCAGAGCUGCCCGAGGGUCAGGGAGCUCCAAGCCGGACAGAACCCGUUCAAGUGCUCGUGUGAACUGCGAGACUUUAUCCGUGGGGAGAGGCAGUCUGGGGGCAGGCUGUUUGGCUGGCCGGCGGCGUACACGUGCGAGUACCCGGAGGACUUGCGAGGGAUGCAGCUGAAGGACUUCCACCUGAGCGAGCUGGCUUGCAACACGGCGCUGCUCCUUGUGACAGCUCUGCUGCUGACGCUGGUGCUGGUGGCUGUUGUGGCCUUCCUGUGCAUCUACCUGGACGUGCCGUGGUACGUGCGGAUGACGUGGCAGUGGACGCAGACGAAGCGGAGAGCUUGGCACAACCACCCUGCAGAGCAGGAAACCGUUCUGCAGUUUCAUGCCUUCAUUUCAUACAGUGAGCGUGAUGCAUUGUGGGUGAAGGACGAGCUGAUCCCAAACCUGGAGAAGGGCGAGGGCUGCGUACAACUGUGCCAGCACGAGAGGAACUUCAUCCCUGGCAAGAGCAUUGUGGAGAACAUCAUUAACUGCAUUGAGAAGAGCUACAAGUCAAUCUUUGUGCUGUCUCCCAACUUUGUGCAGAGCGAGUGGUGUCACUAUGAGCUGUACUUUGCUCACCACAAGUUGUUCAGUGAGAAUUCCAGCAGCUUAAUCCUCAUUUUACUGGAGCCGAUCCCUCCCUACAUUAUCCCUACCAGGUAUCACAAGCUGAAGGCUCUGAUGGCAAAGCGAACCUACCUGGAGUGGCCGAAGGAGAGGAGCAAGCGUGCCCUUUUCUGGGCUAACCUGAGGGCGGCUAUUAACGUUAACCUGCCAAUAUCUGUUGAAGCAGAUGAGGAGCAGAGUGAUGUUACUUCUACCAGUAGUAUAAGUCAGUAUGAAAAUAAAUGACUGUCUUGCAUUAAAUUAUGUUAAUGAUUUUUUGUAGUCUUUUACAGUAUUCCUAGUUAGUAGCAAAAUGUAAUUUUGUAAUGUAAUGUAAAUGUAAUACAGAAAUUGCUAUUGCUUAUUCCUGGUUAAGGGUUGAAAGUCAGAGCCAUUAAUCCUUGUUAAACAUUAUUCUCCCUUCUUUGUACUAAUCAUUCCCACUUACCUAGAUCUACCUACCUAGUUAUGAUUUCAUAGAAUUCACUAUUCUUUGUCUUCAAAAUACUAACUGAAUUUAGGAAAUGUUUUUAGUAUGAUACUGCUGCUUUUUGCCAUGAUCAUAUCAAGCUAUAUGGGGAGCUCAUUUUUCCUGUUUUCUAAAUAUAGAAGCUUUAUGUUUGGAGAUGAAUCCCCUUUUACUUUCACUGAACUCUGUUGCCUUGCCCUUCCAAUCAUCAUGCAUGUGAGAAAAAGCAGUUUUCGUUGGUAAGUACCUUCUCUGCUAAAAUCAAUCUGAUUAAACUAACGGUAUUU
Molecule: messenger RNA, 3190 nt
Organism: Melopsittacus undulatus (budgerigar)
Lineage: Eukaryota; Metazoa; Chordata; Aves; Psittaciformes; Psittaculidae
Product: toll-like receptor 1
Exons: 2
Coding region: 224-2680 (818 amino acids)
Biological process (GO): toll-like receptor signaling pathway; inflammatory response; cellular response to bacterial lipopeptide
Cellular component (GO): plasma membrane
Molecular function (GO): Toll-like receptor 2 binding; lipopeptide binding; transmembrane signaling receptor activity
Source: RefSeq, a predicted model, not a curated record